This is a messenger RNA of Aspergillus tanneri, 708 nucleotides long. RefSeq lists its product as uncharacterized. The transcript is spliced from 3 exons. NCBI's taxonomy places the organism in Eukaryota, Fungi, Ascomycota, Eurotiomycetes, Eurotiales, Aspergillaceae. The coding region runs from base 1 to 708 and encodes 235 amino acids. The record is from RefSeq and is a predicted model, not a curated record.
AUGCAGCCCGAACAUGAACAACGUACGGUCACCGAGGACAGUGACGAGAAAGUUGAGACUCACGAAGUUAAACGCGUCUACGAGCAGCGGUGGUCCUUAUUCCAUCUUGCGCGAGCGAUACUGCUCUUCUUCAGUCCUCCUGUGCUGAAAGUCGUCGGACUCACGCCCACGAGUGUCCUUGCUGGUUUGUUCAUGUUCAUGGGCGACCAGAGUCUCUUCGUCAACCCUAUCUUAUACCGCACCUUCUACCUUCUAACACCCCCCUCGGAGCUACCACCUUUACCCAUCAUCUCCCUCACCAAAAGGGCAGAUUCUCCUGGACCGAUAACACGCAAGACACCAACCCAUCCUAUCUUCCCGUCCAUCUUUUCUUUCCGUCUUCUUGUGAUGAAGCGAUGGUGGCCGCGAGGGGUGCUCCGGUUUGUCGACGCGUGGACAUGCAGAGAAAGAACUCCCGAGGAUGAUGAGGAUGUCGAGUCUAAGAGACGUGAUGAUGAUGGGGGAAAUGGUGUGGAUGGUGUAAUUUCUAGCCGGUUGGGUGACUCGAUGAAUGAGCCUUCCAAUCUGCGUGCUAGAACGCAGGCUAGGAUGAAGAGGGGAGAUGAUAAAAUUCUGGCAGUGGAGAACAGGGAUAUAGGACAUAUGUGGGUGGAGUUGGGCUUUCGCACAAAGGCAGAUGAGGAGUUGGGGCGCCCGUUAGAAGGAUAA